AUGGCGGACUCUAUGGACGAUCAGAUUGGCUCCCUUUUAUCCAUGGGGUUUGAGGGUACCACAAUUACCCCCCAAGUGAAAUCUCUCAUUGAGAAUUAUCGAGUGGGCACCAUAUGCCUUCAAGCAAAAAACCUCAAAAGUAAGCUUCCCCGGUAUACCAUAGGAUUCGCGAAUAUAUUCUUCCUCUUCCUUUAUCUCGACAAUGUCGUAACGAAAUGGCCUUCUAAAUGUGUCAUUAUCAUGGUACGGAAUUUCCUGACACAUUUGAUAGGUGCCCCGCAAGCUAUGGAGCUUAUCACCUCCCUUCAAAAAGUAGCAUAUGGCGCUGGAUAUACUGAACCGCUCCUAAUCAGCCUCGAUCAGGAGAAUGGAGGUGUCAACUCCAUUUUCGAUCAUGAAUAUUUUCACCAAUUUCCGUCAGCAAUGGGCCUAGCUGCUUGUCGAUCCCGAGAAUUGACACGCUCUGUAUCUCGCGCUGCAGGAAAAGAGCUUGCUUGUAUUGGGGUCAACUGGCUCGUCGGGCCAGUUUUUGACGUCCACUCAAACACAAAGCCGCAACCCAUGGGAGUUCGGUGUUUCGGGGAGUAUCCUGAAAUUGUUGCUGAGCAGGCUUUAGAGUCUAUGCUGGGAUAUCAGGAAGGCGGGCUGCUCACGUGCAUCAAACAUUUCCCAGGUUUUGGAAGCCUCGACUUCGUAGGAUCACCAGCUGAUAUACCAAAUGUCUCCGGGACUUUCGAUCAAUUACUAUCAACAUCUUUGGUACCAUUUCAGGCAGCAAUUGACAACGGAGUAGAUUCAAUCUUGGUCGGCGCUUGUGGGAUGCCCGAUGCCCAAGUGCCUUACUCUUGCUUAUCAUACACAGUUGUUACGAGCCUGUUACGACGACGAAUGGGUUUUGGCGGUGUUAUUCUGUCUGAUUGCCUUGAGAUUGAGGCCCUGUAUGAAGGAGUUGGGGUUAGCCAGGCUGCCGCAAUGGCGAUAAAUGCCGGGUGCGAUGUCAUCAUGUUGUGCCAAAGUCAUUCCAACCAAAUCGAAGCUAUUCAGGGAAUUAAAACAGCUAUCGAAUCGGGCCUACUGUCGGUAGAUCACAUUCAGGCUGCUGCAGGGAGAGUACGGAAAAUGAAACAGCGAAAGCUGUCGUGGGAGCAAACAUGGAACCCUGGCGGUUUGUCAGCCCUAGACGUAAUGAGACCUGCCCAUAAGUUACUCUCCCGCUCAGUAUACAAUGCCUCCAUUACUUUGGUAAGGGAUUUGGGCAAUUAUAUUCCCUUAACGAAGAAGAGUGCACCCACCGAUGUGUUACUACUUCUGACUCCGUUGGUGGAGCCUUUUGGACGACCUUCCCAGGACGAGCAGAAGCCCCAGCAGGAUUCAUCCCUAUCUCACGCCACUCCUUCAAAACUGAUUAAUAGUGCAAGACACCUUAGUAACCGUCGGAGCGGCUACUUGGAAGGUGAAAGUACUUUUCAAGAAUUGGGCGUUGCCCUUGCGAAGAGGUGGCGUGGAAAGGUGGUUCACACUUCAUAUACUGCGAGCGGAAUCAGUCCACUUCACGAACAUUUGGUCUCGGAAGCAUCAGCAGUAAUUUUGCUUACAGCUGACGGGGUCCGUAAUGUAUAUCAGUACGGCUUUACGAAAUAUAUACUGAGUCUUUGUCAAGGUAAUCGAAGCCAGUUCCCGACGGCCUCAUCCAUCGCAGGUUCUCCAGAUAAGCCUUGUAUUGUUGUCGCAGUGAGCUCUCCAUAUGACUUUAUGAAUGAUCGACAAGUCACAACCUAUCUCUGCACAUAUGACCUCACGGGUCCAUCGCUCAAUACUCUUGUGCGUGUACUGUUCGGCAAGCUCAAAGCUACAGGUCUACCGCCCACGAUACGGCAAACAUUCCGACAUCCAACGAUUCAAAGGCAAUUAUGGUUGGUUGAGAAGUUCGACUUUGCACGAGAUUCAUCCUCAUUGCAAGAGAUGUUUGACCAAGUGCGCAUGGUGGCUUCAAAUAGUUUUAGCGACCCCGAAGCUCAAUAUCCAUCAUACUGUUUUGAAACAUCUUCCUAUCAAAACAAUUACCAACCCUUAUUCAAAAUGGAGAAUUUCAUAGUCCGUAACAGCAGUACUCAGACGAUCUACGGAUUCUGCGCCACCUACUACAGUGAUAAUCUUUCGCGCGGCAUCAUAGCUGCCAUCGUGGUUUCGACAAGCCACAGGGGUAAAGGCAUUGGAUUUUCGUUACAUCAAUACGCUUUACAUAAUUUGCAACGACGGAGGAUUGAAGUAGUGCAAUUCGGAUCCGAAAUCCCAGUGAUCUUUCCUGGCAUACCAAACAGACUGAGCACCCAUCAGCUUGGCUUGCGAAGCUGGGUUAAGAAUAGGGGCUGGGACGUUGGGAGUUGGAAUCACCAUGACUUCUACGCCAUACGCCUGGCAACUGAUUCACUUCCGACCAUGGUACCGGAAAAAUCUGCUGUUGAUAAUGGACUCCUCUAUGACACCAUCCAACCGCAAGACCAAGAAGAGCUGAAUCAGCACUUGCUCAUCCAAACCUGCUUUGGUGCUAGCAGUUCGUUACUACACCACCCAGUUGUACUAUCCGAGCUUUACCGCUGCGCUCAGACUGAUAGUCAAGGGUGUAAAAUUCUGUUAGCAAGGACCAGGGAUGCGAGGAACUCAGGAUGCUUGAGUGGUAAGGGAAAGAUAAUAGGAUCCAUGAUCCUAUAUCAUGCAUCGUCACAAAUGAGCAAAUAUUUCCCUGUUGAAGAUCGAAAAACUGGCGGCCUUGUUGGGGUUGUAUCAUUGCAAGGGGCCCAAGCCGUCCCGAUAGUUGAAGGGUUGAUCAGAAAGGCACUUCAUAUCUUAAUUGAUAUAGGAUUCAACAACGCACAGACUUUCAUUAUCCAAUUUAUCCACCUAUUUUGGUAAAUCUCGGUUUUCAGAAGGUGUCUGAAUUUCUCAGUAUCAGCAGGAAAACUAUUACCACAACCUGAAAAGUCCCUGUGGAAUAGACUUCGAUGUUGGACUGUCAUAGUUUAUGAGACACGUUAAUCUACAUUAUGGAGCUCUUCGAUCCAUAGCAAUUAUAGCAGAAAAUUGAUGUUUCCAACAUAUCACGACUUAAAGAAUAAACACAUUCUCGCUUUUG
Talaromyces stipitatus ATCC 10500 is the source of this 3133-nucleotide messenger RNA. RefSeq lists its product as uncharacterized. The transcript has 5 exons. Gene Ontology annotation, molecular function: hydrolase activity, hydrolyzing O-glycosyl compounds; acyltransferase activity, transferring groups other than amino-acyl groups. The coding region runs from base 1 to 2913 and encodes 970 amino acids. NCBI's taxonomy places the organism in Eukaryota, Fungi, Ascomycota, Eurotiomycetes, Eurotiales, Trichocomaceae. Gene Ontology annotation, biological process: peptidoglycan turnover; carbohydrate metabolic process. The record is from RefSeq and is a predicted model, not a curated record.